AUGCCACCAUUUAAAAAAACUAAUUUUCAACCAGGUCAAACUGAAAGUAAACAUACUGGAAAAAUGUUAACAAUAAAAUGGAUGGACCGGAGAGAGAUGCAUAUGCUUACCACAAUACACGAAGAUGAACAAUUACCAAUUCAAAAACAUGGUAAAAUAACAAUGAAACCUAAAUGUGUUAAAAAAUACAACGAAAACAUGGGAUUUGUGGAUAAAACUGAUAUGAUACUAAGUAGUGUAGUGUUUACUGGAAACCAUAUGCCAAUAGCUCAGUUUCAGAUAGAACUAAUAAGACAAAUAAUAGAAAAAUAUCAUACCGAUCGUGUAACAAAAUCAAGACAACCGAUUAAAGAUCAACCAUCAAAACUAAUUGAUAGGCAUUUUCCAUCAGAAGUUCCAGCAACACAAUCUGGAAGGCUUGCCAGAAGAAGAUGCCAACUAUGCAAGAAGAAUAAUAAAAGAACUGACACUAGAUGCGUGUGUACAGAAUUUAAGUCGGCAGAUAAUGGUGCCGAGUACGUCGACGAUUCCGCCGCUGCAGCCGCACGGACGCUGGAACAAAAGGUCAGGAGAUUCCGUGAAGAAUUGUGUUUGGUUAAAAUAUUAGACAUUGUUAAUCUUUAUUAA
Messenger RNA from Melanaphis sacchari, 627 nucleotides. RefSeq names its product piggyBac transposable element-derived protein 4-like. The transcript has 3 exons. The record is from RefSeq and is a predicted model, not a curated record. Bases 1 to 627 code for a protein of 208 amino acids. Lineage: Eukaryota; Metazoa; Arthropoda; Insecta; Hemiptera; Aphididae.